Messenger RNA from Closterium sp. NIES-67, 2261 nucleotides. NCBI's taxonomy places the organism in Eukaryota, Viridiplantae, Streptophyta, Zygnematophyceae, Desmidiales, Closteriaceae. The record is from the annotation of a GenBank genome assembly.
GGGAAGAGCUUGGCUGCUUGGCGCUCCGCAUGCACCUGCUGUCAGCGCCGCCAUGCACGGCGGCUUGUGUGUAUCAGUCGCCGGCGCAGCUCCACGUGGCGUUUCCUGACGCACUGAAUGACCAGACACGCGCCUUCCGGCUUAGAGAUUGUUGCUCGUCGCUCGUUGCCAUGGACCCGCCUCGUGCUCGAGAGUCAAGAGUCGAGUGUCGAGAGUGGAAUCGCGGGAGUCGGAACGGAUUCGGGGCAUGUGCGAUCAGAGCGACGUGGCAUUGCGACGCCAUUCCACUCUCCGCACCUCGUGCGUCGCGCGCGUCUUCUUGUCCCCCCGCGCGCGAUCCGAUGUCGCCUCUCUUUCGUCUCUCGCGGCUUACGUCUUUUCUCCCCACCACCUGCGCACUAUUCUGCCGAUUUUCUCUCGCUUUUCACACCGAUACCGAGCUAGCUUCGAAAACGAGUACUGAGUUGGAGAUACCCAGUUGGAGCGCGCCACUGUCGUCCGCCACCGCACGCCCUGUUCUCCGUCCUCUCCGCUUUGCCCAACCAUCACUGUUACCGUCGCCUUCGCCGUUGUGGCCAUCAUGGUGCUAUCGCGCGCGACGUCGACCGACAGCAGCAAGGAGGACGCGGUGCUGGAGCCCGUCUUCGCCAACCGCUACAUGCAGCAGCCCGUCAAACGGCACGUGUUCCCCGAGGACGAGAUGCCGCGCGAGGUGGCGUAUCAGAUCGUAUCCGACAUGCUGGAGAUGGACGGCAAGCCACGGCUGAACCUGGCGUCGUUCGUGACGACGUGGAUGGAGCCCGAGGCGGAGCGCCUCAUGACGGCGUCGCUCAACAAGAACGCCAUCGAUCUCGCAGAAUACCCCGCCUGUGCGCGCAUCCAGGAGUUGUGUCUGAACAUGCUGGCGCGGCUGUUCCACGCGCCCGUGAGCGAGGGGCAGACGGCUGUGGGCACUGCCACCAUCGGCAGCAGCGAAGCCAUCAUGCUCGCAGGCCUGGCAAUGAAGCGGCGGUGGCUCAAGCACAGGAAGGAGAAGGGGCUGCCUACGGACAAUCCCAACCUCGUCGUGGGCGCCAACACACAUGUGGUGGUGGAGAAGUUUGCCAACUACUUUGAGGUGGAGCUGCGCAUGGUGCCCGUGACGCCCGACUGUCCGUGCCUGCGUGUGCGCGAGGCCGUGCAGCGCUGCGACGACCGCACCAUUGGGGUUGUGCCCAUCCUGGGCAGCACGUACACGGGGCACUUCGAGGACGUGCAGGGGCUGGACGAGGGCUUGAGGGCGCUGGACCUGCCGCACGGCUGGCGCGUGCCCAUCCACGUGGACGCCGCAAGCGGCGGCUUCAUAGCGCCGUUCCUGUACCCAGCCCUGGCGUGGGACUUCCGCCUGCCGUCCGUGCUGUCCGUGAGCACGAGUGGGCACAAGUACGGGCUCACGUACCCGGGCAUCGCGUGGCUGCUCUUCCGCAACGACCAGUGCCUGCCGCAGGACCUCAUCUACCACAUCGAUUACCUGGGGGAAGACCAGCCCACCUACACGCUCAACUUCUCCCGAGGAGCGGCGCAGAUAGUGGGCCAGUACUACCAGUUCCUUCGCCUUGGCUUCAGGGGCUUCCGGCGUGUGAUGCAGAGCUGUGCGUCGGUGGCGGACUCGCUAAGGGAGCAGCUGGAGGGCACGGGUAUGUUCCACAUGCUGUCCGACGCCGACAUGGGCAUCCCCCUCGUCGCCUUCCGCUUCAAGCCCAACUCCCCAUACGCGCACCUGUCGGAGCGCGAGCUCAGUGACGACCUGCGGAGGCAUGGCUGGAUCCUGCCCUCCUACCAGAUGCCACCUGACAUGCAUGAUGUGACGGUGCUGCGAGUAUGCGUGCGCGAAGACUUCUCCCGCGAGCUGGCAGAGUGGCUGGUGCGAGACAUCAAGGAGACGGUCGGCCGCAUCAAGGCACAUGCCGACAAGGCGAGGGCGAGAAGGGGGGAGAGGGAGGAGGAAGUGAGGAAGGAGGGGAAGGCAGAGAUGGGAGCGGAGGAGAAGGUGGGAGAAGAAGAUGGGGGAAAGGGGGAACUGUCUAUGCCCAAGGCAAAGCCGCUCUGUUAGUGGCCAUUGUGUCAGAGAGAGAUACGGAAUGUAGUGUAGUUCAUGCGAAGUGUGUGCUCUAGCAACAGAUUCGCUGAGCUGUACAGGUUGGGAACUUGGGAAGAAAACUUGUUUGUGUGUUGUUGUGUAUUAGGGAGAUUUGUACCAACCAAUCCAGUUGACUUCUAAC